AGAUCCUUGAGCUACAUGUACUUUGAUUUUUUUAUUGCCUUUGAAGUGAACAACUAACUAUUACUUCGUAGUUUUGCUAACUUCGUAGCUUUGACUUUGCUUUUGGAUUGAUUCCUUGGAGGAAGUCAUCAUGGCGGCCAUAGCAAAACCGAAAUCUGAAAUGACUCAGGAGGAAUUGGAGGCCAGGGAGCAGGAGGAAUUUAACACUGGACCCCUGUCAGUACUAACAGAGGCUGUGAAAAAUAACACUCAAGUGCUGAUCAACUGCAGGAAUAAUCGAAAGCUGUUGGCCCGCGUCAAGGCGUUUGAUCGCCAUUGUAACAUGGUGCUGGAGAAUGUGAAAGAAAUGUGGACUGAGACUCCUCGUACUGGCAAAGGCAAGAAGAAGGCCAAGCCAGUGAACAAGGAUAGAUACAUCUCUAAGCUCUUCCUUCGUGGAGACUCUGUGAUCCUCGUGCUCCGAAACCCCAAGGCAAUUGCUGCCAGAUAACUACCUCAUCGUUGUGAAAUAGUGUGAGUUCUGAAAGUUUGACAUGUCAAUAGCUGUGAAUACUACUGUUCCAUAAUUAGGUCAACCCUUAUACUGCCCCAGCUUUCACUUGUUCUGUUGGUGAAUGCCGCAUAGUCCAUGCAAUGCUGCCGCCUGCGCUCAGUACGGGGCUCGAUGUGUUUAGAUACGAAGUCCGGUUUCAUCCACCUUUGCUGUAAUCUUGCGUGCGCGUGUUGAUCUGCUGAAUAUGCUUACCGCGUGUGGAUAACACAAAAUACAAUGUUUGACCAUUGAGCACUGCAAUGGUAUGCACAUGCGAUUGUUAGUGAGAAGGCAUGUGCGGCGGUGACCUCCUUUGUUGUCUGCUGGCCUUGGAAAAGCUAAGCUCAUUGGAAUUGAAAUGGAAACGCUGCGCUUCUUUUGACUCACGAGUCGGAUUUCUUUGACCACAGCUAGCUGUCAGUUUGACCAACCCUUUUAAAAUUGAAAAUACCACUGGACAACAAACGGUUCGACUUCACAACAUGCCUGUUUUCCUAGGCUAUGCAGGCACUGAAGCGUAUAGACAACCGUGUUGUGCUGAUUCAA
Molecule: messenger RNA, 1078 nt
Organism: Sycon ciliatum
Lineage: Eukaryota; Metazoa; Porifera; Calcarea; Leucosolenida; Sycettidae
Product: probable small nuclear ribonucleoprotein Sm D2
Exons: 2
Coding region: 131-490 (119 amino acids)
Biological process (GO): spliceosomal snRNP assembly; RNA splicing
Cellular component (GO): U5 snRNP; precatalytic spliceosome; U1 snRNP
Molecular function (GO): RNA binding
Source: RefSeq, a predicted model, not a curated record